Molecule: messenger RNA, 3986 nt
Organism: Acanthochromis polyacanthus (spiny chromis)
Lineage: Eukaryota; Metazoa; Chordata; Actinopteri; Pomacentridae
Product: NACHT, LRR and PYD domains-containing protein 3-like
Exons: 13
Coding region: 647-3898 (1083 amino acids)
Molecular function (GO): protein binding
Source: RefSeq, a predicted model, not a curated record
CCAGAACAGUGUUCUAUAGCAGACGGAACAUGUGAGGUUCUAAUGACAUGAUUUUAAUCAGAACGGGUUCUGAUCUAAAGUGGGCUGGUCUGAGGCCUCAAACUCCAGGACUGAAAAUGAAUCCCACUGCUCAAACUAAGUGGAUUUGACUGUGAUCUCUGCCUGUUUCCCUGUCAGUACCAUCAGUGAUGAAAGCGUUAAAAAGCCUCAAUCUCCUCCAGUCUGUUGACUUUAAUCAUCAGGUUGAUCAGAGAACAGACAGCUGCCUCACUGGAACGUUAGUAGCUGUGACUUGUAGAGGACUGGGAUGUUUCUUCCACUUUCUACAGUCUGCUGCCUGAACUGAGCUCAGAAACACACUAUGUUGAUGUGAGCCACUAGUUUUAUUAGUGUCUGCAUGGAACCAACAGCUGAUGGUCAAGUCAGAGAGAUUCAGUACGGUUCACAAACAUUCACACAGCAUUUAUUAAACGAUAACUUUGGAUGGAGUUUCAGUCUGGAUGAGGUGGAGUCCUGACUGGUUCCAGGAAACAGAUCACCUGUCUGAGCGUCCAGGAGUGGACUGGAAACUUUCUUCUUCUUCUUCAGCGCUUUGAAUAAAGUGUGAAGGUAGAAAGUGUGUGUGAGCUGCUGUGAGUUGAGCAUCAUGGAUGAGUGUGAGGACAGAGAGGAGGGAGUCCCUCCCUCUAAAAGCUCUCUGUGUGGGGAACAGGAGAACCAGAGCAAAGCUCAGAGGAAUCCACCUGGACCUGGACCUGGACCUGGACCUGGACCUGGACCUGGACCUGGACCUGCAUCCAGCUGUGUGUCCUUCAAGAAUGACCGGUCUAAGCGUCGCCUCAUUGACUUUAAAGAUCAUCAACCUCCUGCUGCAAAGAGAAUCCAUCAGAGAUCAGAGUCGUCUGGACCUGGACCUGCAUCCAGCUGUGUGUCCUUCAAGAGUGACCGGUCUAAGGAUCAUCCUAUUGAAUUUAAAGGAGAACCAGGUCCUGCUGCAGAGAGGAAUCCACCUGGACCUGGACCUGGACCUGGACCUGGACCUGGACCUGGACCUGGACCUGGACCUGCAUCCAGCUGUGUGUCCUUCAGGAGUGACCGGUCUAAGGAUAUUCCUCUUCAUUUUAAAGGAGAACCAGGUCCUGCUGCAGAGAGAGUGGAGCAGCAGAACUCAGAGGUUCCCAGAGCUCAGUCUGUCCAGCAGCAUCACCUGGACUCCAUAUUCAUGCUGCUGGAGGACAACAUGGUGACUUUUGUGAAGAAGGAGCUGAAGAAGAUGCAGAAGCUUGUGAGUCCAGAUUACCCAGAAUGCUCCUCAGAGAGUCAGAGGGAGGAUGAGGAGGAGUUGGAGGGUGAUGAUGAAGAUGAGAGGAGCAGCAGAGAGAUGUUUGAGCAGAUCACAGUGUUGUUCCUGAGGAGGAUGAAGCAGGAGAAGCUGGCUGACUGUCUGCAGAGCAAACUUGCUGCUGGAGUUUGUGGACGUGAACUUAAACGUGGUCUGAAGGAGAAGUUCCAGAGAGUGUUUGAGGGCAUCGCUAAAGCAGGACAGAAGACCCUCCUGAAUGAGAUCUACACAGAGCUGUACAUCACAGAGGGAGGGACUGCAGAGGUCAAUGAUGAACAUGAGGUCAGACAGAUUGAAGCAGCAUCCAGGAAAGCAGACAGAGCAGAAAGAAGCAUCAGACCAGAAGACAUCCUUAAAGGCUCACCUGGAGGAGAUGGACCAAUCAGAAGAGUGAUGACAAAGGGAGUGGCUGGCAUCGGGAAAACAGUGUUAACACAGAAGGUGACUCUGGACUGGGCUGAAGACAAAAGCAACCAGGACAUCCACUUCAUGUUUCCAUUGACUUUCAGAGAGCUGAAUGUGCUGAAAGAGAGAAAGUUCAGCUUGAUGGAACUUGUUCAUCACUUCUUCAGUGAAACCAAAGCAGCAGGAAUCUGCAGCUUUGAAGACUUCCAGGUUGUGUUGAUCUUUGACGGUCUGGAUGAGUGUCGCCUUCCUCUGGACUUCCACAACAAUGAGGUCCUGACUGAUGUUAGAGAGUCCACCUCAGUGGAUGUGCUGCUGACAAACCUGAUCAGGGGGAAUCUGCUUCCCUCUGCUCGCCUCUGGAUAACCACACGACCUGCAGCAGCCAAUCAGAUCCCUCCUGACUGUGUGGACAUGGUGACGGAGGUCAGAGGGUUCACCGACCCACAGAAGGAGGAGUACUUCAGGAAGAGAUUCAGAGAUAGGAAGAAGGCCAGCAGCAUCAUCUCCCACAUGAAGAAGUCACGAAGCCUCCACAUCAUGUGCCACAUCCCAGUGUUCUGCUGGAUCACUGCUACAGUUCUGGAGGAGCUGCUGAGAAGCAGAGAGGGAGGAGAUCUGCCCAGAACCCUGACUGAGAUGUUCAUCCACCACCUGGUGGUUCAGGCCAAAGUCAAGAAGGUCAAGUAUGAUGGAGGAGCUGAGACAGAUCCACACUGGAGUCCAGACAGCAGGAGGAUGAUUGAGUCUCUGGGAAAACUGGCUUUUAAUCAGCUGCAGAGAGGAAACCUGAUCUUCUAUGAGUCCGACCUGACAGAGUGUGGCAUCGAUGUGGAAGCAGCCUCAGUGUACUCAGGAGUGUUCACACAGGUCUUUAAAGAGGAGAGAGGACUGUACCAGGACAAGGUGUUCUGCUUCGUCCAUCUGAGCGUUCAUGAGUUUCUGGCUGCUCUUUAUGUCCAUCAGACCUUCAUCAAGUCUGGAAUCAACCUGAUGGAAGAAGAACAACAAACAACCUCCAACAAACCUGAUCCAACAGCUUUCUACCAGAGAGCUGUGGACGAGGCCUUACAGAGUCCAAACGGACACCUGGACUUGUUCCUGCGCUUCCUCCUGGGUCUGUCACUGCCGACCAAUCAGAAUCUUCUACGAGGCCUGCUGACACAGACAGGAAGUAGUUCACAGACCAAUCAGGAAACAGUGGAGUACAUCAAGAAGAAGAUCAGUGAGGAUGUGUCUGCAGAGAGAAGCAUCAAUCUGUUCCACUCUCUGAAUGAACUGAAGGAUGUUUCUCUAGUGGAGGAGAUCCAACAGUCCCUGAGAUCAGGACAUCUGUCCACAGAUAAACUGUCUCCUGCUCAGUGGUCAGCUCUGGGCUUCAUCUUACUGUCAUCAGGAGAACAUCUGGACGUGUUUGACCUGAAGAAAUACUCUGCUUCAGAGGAGGUUCUUCUGAGGCUGCUGCCAGUGGUCAAAGCCUCCAAGAAAGUUGUACUGAGUGGCUGUAAUCUGUCAGAGAGAAGCUGUGGAGCUCUGUCCUCAGUCCUCAGCUCCCAGUCCUCCAGUGUGACAGAGCUGGACCUGACUAACAACAACCUGCAGGAUUCAGGAGUGGAGAGUCUUUCUGCUGGACUGGAGAGUCCACACUGUAAACUGGAAGCUCUCAGACUUAAUAACUGUAAUCUGUCAGAGAGAAGCUGUGGAGCUCUGUCCUCAGUCCUCAGCUCCCAGUCCUCCAGUGUGACAGAGCUGGACCUGACUAACAACAACCUGCAGGAUUCAGGAGUGGAGAGUCUUUCUGCUGGACUGGAGAGUCCACACUGUAAACUGGAAGCUCUCAGGCUGUCAGGCUGUCUGGUCACAGAGGAAGGCUGUGCUUCUCUGGCCUCAGCUCUGAGCUUGAAGACCUCAAAUCUGAGAGAGCUGGACCUGAGCUACAACCAUCCAGGAGACUCAGGAGAGAAGAUGCUGAGAGCUAAAGUGGAGGAUCCACACUGUAGACUGGAAACUCUGAGGUACAGACAGACAGACACUCUGAGGUACAGACAGACAGACACUCUGAGGUACAGACAGACAGACACUCUGAGGUACAGACAGACAGACACUCUGAGGUACAGACAGACAGACACUCUCACUAAACUAUCAGCCUAGCUCACAAAAAAGAGUGGAAGCAGAAGAACACUGUUAGCUCAGCUUUGCACCAUGACCGAAAGGAAACUGUUAGCCUAGCUUAGCUCAA